CAAACCAAACCAACAUAACCUACCAAAAUUAAUUCCUUAAAAAAUAGUUAUAAAAACUCUUUACGUUUGCGACGAAAACUUUGAAGAAUAUUAUUGUGUAGCAAUAUAUGUAUUUAUUGUUUUAGAAAUGAAGUUAACGUUAUGUUUGUUUCGUCGUAAUAGACUUCCAAAUGGUCAUAUAUUUCGGGGUAAAGACCGUCUAGUCAGAAAAGUAGAACCCAAACACCUUCGUAAAUUGGAACAAAACUUUGCUGUUGAAGAGCAAAAUAUGUUUUAUCUGCGACAUCCAUACUUAACAGAGGAAGAAAGCCAUGGACAUGCAAAAGCAUUGGGUAAACAGGAAGCUAGGAAAAAACAAUUUGCGGACACAACCAAGAGAAUGUUCAAAGAAGAUGUCACAUUAUACGAACGGUUACAGCAUCUGAGAGUCAAAGAAGGGUGGGAUUAGAGAAAUAUGUUCAAUAUUAUUGGUCAUUUAGUUUUACUACAUAUAAUAUUAUAGAAUUAGAAGGCAAUAAAGUUUACGAAAAUUGGUUAAAAA
Molecule: messenger RNA, 541 nt
Organism: Bicyclus anynana (squinting bush brown)
Lineage: Eukaryota; Metazoa; Arthropoda; Insecta; Lepidoptera; Nymphalidae
Product: ribosomal protein 63, mitochondrial
Exons: 2
Coding region: 128-448 (106 amino acids)
Biological process (GO): mitochondrial translation
Cellular component (GO): mitochondrial ribosome
Molecular function (GO): structural constituent of ribosome
Source: RefSeq, a predicted model, not a curated record